UCAGUCUCUUCGAGAGCGUUGGCAAUGUCAGUUUAACUCGGGAGAUCGCGCGCCAGUUAACCGUUGUCUUGAUGCUCGUUCGUUUAGACCUGCAAUUUUCGCCUCAAACAGCAAAAAAGGUCUGCCAAAAAGUGUAUCUGAGUGCUAAACUUUUAUGAAAUUUUACACAGGGAAGAAAUUUAAAAAAAUCUACAAAUUAAUUGAAAAAAAGAAAGUGCUUAAAAUUCUAAAGUAACAAACAAGUCGUGUAGCAUUCUCUUUUAACUUCGUCGUAUUCGAUCUGUUUCGCUCCAUCUCACUACAAUGCUUUCUUUCAUUUGGACUGAGCAAGUACUGAAAUAGGUAUUCUCAGUAUACCCCAGUUUGUAUGGCUUAAGGGAUAUGCUUUUCAUCUAAAUAAAUACUGCUUUAAAAUGAAAUGGUGGAAGUAUGCAUAUACGAAACUAAAGGGAUCUAAGCAAAACGAGAGGAAACUAAAGAUAAAAUUAAGACAUAAUAUGCAAAAAAAAAGAAAACCCUUAACACACCAAUGUGAUUUCUGGAACUAAGCAAAGCAAGAUCAAACCAAUAGAAAUAUAUAAACCCUUUAAAUCUUGCCAACUGCAACUGUUGACUUUUGUAAGAGACGGAUCGGAAAGAAUAAGAAUGGAGCAUCUGGAUCUUGCGGGAUAUCUGGGCCACACAACCCCAAAUUGGAACAGUCUAGGCAUAUUUGAACAACAAGAUGGUGUCUAUUUAUCAAGCUCGCGGCAAAUUUUGGAGCCAAUUUUAGAGGAGACCAGCGAGGAUGAGGAACAUGCCCAGGACAGCUUAAGUGGCUGCCUUGAGCAGCGCUCCAGCCUGUGGAGCUCUGCGGAGUCCGACACUGGUUCAGUGAUACGCAUAGAAGUAUCCAAAGAUGUCGAUGUCAUGUCAGAGAGGGACUUCGUGUGUCCGCCCAAGCGCCCAAGGCGUAGCUUAGAGCCGGAUCCUGGCCAGAGACUUGAGGACAGUGUUCAGCUGCGCCGCCCCCUGCGGCACGAUCCCGAGUCGCACAACAGUCUGGAGCGCUUUUUGGCGCUGGAAUCCUGUGCCCGGGACAGCUGUGGGAGCCAGGGCGUGCGAAACAGCGCAGGCAGUCGGCGCAGCGGUACCUUUGAGGACUUCUAUUCGGACAACGACUCCUACCACUCGCUUUCCCGCAGCUCGUCACUGGUGCAGUUUGAGUCCCUGGAGCGGCAAUUGACACUCCAAGAGCAGCAGCAAACUAUGAGCAGUCUGGGCAACAGCUCGCCCUCACUCUUCACUUGUGAGCUGGGUGCCGCAGCCCGGACCAGUGACAGCAAUCCGGAGAGCAGGAGAGGAUCUGCCUCGUCGCUGUCCUUAAUGAGACGGUACGAGUCUAGCGACGGUCGCCUGCACCAGACCUACUACGAGCUUAACAAGCUCAACCUCGAGGACCAGCAGCAGCGGAGCCUCUUUUCCGAGGGGCUGCACCAGGCGGAGCUGAAGUCCGACUCCGAGACCUGCUCCAGUUCGAGCUCCAGCUCGUCCAGCAGUGGUCACAGCCAGCUGAGCUCGUGUCUCGGCAGCGGGGGUGCGGGGGAAUCGGAGAAGCAGAACGGGACUGCCUCCCGUCGCAUGCCCCUCAACUCGGCCGAGAAUUUGUCGGAAGACUCCGGGUACUGCGAGCCCAGGACGCCGCAGCGGGAAAAGUCUAAAUCCAUACCAAAGAAUUUCGACAAGCUCUGCGAGGAGGAGGAGGAGCUGCUUUUGCUGGAUGAGGGUGCCCCCUAUGCCCGCAACUCCAAUGGCGGACAAGAUUUGUGUCAGCCGAAAAUAGAGCAGACUGCGGAGACGCUCGCAACGCCCUGCUCUCCGUCGCCGUCUAUUAAUAGUUCGCCGGAGAGGGUCGACUCUCAGUUGGAAUCGGCCACUCCGCUGGCAUCUCCGACCGAAUCGAACGCCUCGACAUCGUCCGCCGCCUCGUUCACUUGGCUGCGCAACAGUUUGCCAGACAUCCGCGACUCGCGCGGUCCACUCUCCACUGAAACCGUUGACCCGGAGGCCCCACACGAGGAGCACGGCUACGUUCUGGCCACCAACAGCAGCAGCAGUAGCAGCCACCGCCGCCGUAGCCGGAACAGAAGUUCCGCCGACAGCAGCGACGGCUCGCCCCCCCUGGGCACCACCCAUUCCCUCCCCAACGAGCUGCAGCAGCUCGGACGACGAGGUCGCCCGCGUCGACUUCGCACCACUAAGAGGGACUGCGACAGCGACAGCAGCAGCAGCGCGAGCAGUUCCACCGAACACCUUGACUUGAAGCGAGAGGAGAGGCGCGACGACUUCUUCCUCGACUGCCACGCCCUGCCACGGAUACGGCGGAGCUACAGCUGGAACGAGCGCGCCAAAAGAGCAGUGGGUGUGGCGAGCGCAGGCUACUUGAACGCCAGCUACCAGAACCUUACGCUCCUGGACUACAGCGACGAGCGCCCGGCGGCAGACGAUCUUCACCGAAACCACAAGCGGAGCCAAGCAGAUGAAAUGUCGGGCCGCGAGAGCAUGGCGGGAGGCGACUACGAGCAGAUCAUCUGCAAGGGCAAUUUCCUGCUGGAUGAGAUCAGCAAGAUAUACGACAAAAAUGUGUCCAUUCUAACGGACAGGCCGCUCCUUGUGGAACAGUCCACGCCGACAGAGGACUGUGAGUCGAACGCUUUCGAGGAGCCUCCGCAGGUGCAGCACGUUCAGUUGACGAUUAGGCCGCCACCUCGGCAGAAGCGUUCGCCCGAGAACUCGGAAACGGAGCCGCAGCCCAUACAACAACCAAUCCUGUCCUUUGGCACCUUUGGCAAGACCUUCGACGUGGACCCGACCAACCUGCGCACGUCCUACGCCCAGAGUCUGGAGCGGUGCCAGUUUGACCUGCCGGAGGCGGCCAACACGGUACCGCGGCCCCCUCCGGCCACCAACUCCCACUCCCAGAGGCAUUUGCCCAAGCGUCGCUUCCAAUCGCCGGCCGCCAAGCGCUGUCUGGUCAGCAGCACUCCCAAUUUGUCAGCCUGCGGCGACGGGCGGCAAGAGCCCGAGGACGAAAUGUGCGUGAGCAGUGCCCACACCUCGAUGCACACCUUGCCGCAGACGGCCACGCAGCCGAAGCCCCUUGGAAUUUUAUUGCCCGCCGGAUCGCGUCACUCGUUCGGCAAGGAGGUUAGCUUCUGUCCGGUUGUGAGCAAGUACUGCUGGCAGGAGCAGUCUUCCGAGGAGCCACUGGAGGAUCAGGGCCGCUCAAGCGAGGACGAGCAGGGCCCGUCCAGCGACGACGAACUCCUAGACAACUCGGACGCUACUGUGGUGCACAACACCAAAGAGAACGAGAACAUAGCCGCGCUCUUCGACCAAGAGCAGGCUUUUCGCGCAAGAGAACCGACAAUCGCGGCCGAAGACAGCGCCCAUUCCGAGCAGAAAGCACCCGAAGGCCAUGAUCAGAGAGCCGAAGCUGGCUGCGCUGCCAGCAGUAUGGGACUCGCAUCUGGCAGCGCAGUCAGUCUUCAAUCGGGCGUCUUAGAGAAUUCGUCGUUUUCCUCAGCAGUGCCCAGGCGCCCGACUAUUGAGACACCUGCUGCUGCAAGUGCACGACCUUUGAGUCUGCACCUGCCGAUCCUCAGUUAUCCGCCCACUAACCGAGCCCAUCACAUCCUGUGCCAGCAGAGAGCUCAUCAGGAAAUGUCACCGGGCAGCGAACCCGAGCCGCAGGCCACGCCCAUCGGCAGGUCGGACGACAAGCACCCGGGCUCCAGGGGCUUCCUAUCCAGGUUUGCCCACGGACUGCGCUUUUCGCUGCGACGCAAGAAAAAACAACAGCAGCUGGUGCAACGGGACCAAAAGGCAGCGCCGCAUCAGCCCUUGGUUAUGGCAUCGGACGUGAAGGACUCCAGACCGGCUGCGGGAAAGGGAAAACCGCCCGAAUUUGUUCACAUCCCGCUGAAGCCGUCGCGGAGCUUGCAGGCCAGUCCACUGGACGAUAGUGUAUUGUCUGAGGCCGGCGCCUCUAGUGCGUUCAACUGCAGGCAGCCAGAGCAACUGGCCAAAACAUCAACUCUACAGAAGGUUGUGACAGGCAAGCCGCCGCUUCCCAAGCUGCCGCCCCGCAGUGGCAGCCUGACGCAUGCGCCCCAAGGAACGGUCGUUAGCACCAGUGCUGCCCAUGCCAGUGAGACGCCACUGAAAACUGAACGGGAACAGUACCAGCAGUUUGCCGACCAGUUAACCGCGGGUAGCCAAAGCCAAACGACGAGGAUGCGGGCGUCGCAAGCGAGCGUCUCUCCAAAAACAGAAGUACUCAGUCAGCCGGAGAGAAGGGGGCUCGCAGCCAGGCCCACCGUGGUAACCGCCGUGCCGGUGGGCGUUUCUCCUGUGGAAGAGGCUGGAACGAUGGGUCUGAUCGAGACCAACCUGGACACUCAUGAGACGGUCAUUUCGGGUAAAACGCGUUCCCUGAUGGACAUCACAUGCAACCCGCUUAGCCUGCCCCACAAGCGGUAUAUCGUGAAGAGGCUGAAUGUCACCAGCGCUGCCUACGACGUGGAUGACAUCGACGGAGAGGCUGAAAAAUCCUCGGCAGGCGGAGCUGGCGUUCAAAUUGCGUCCGUCUGCAGGCCCCACAAAAGUAUGGAGUUCCUGUUGGACAAAGAGAACCAGAGGAAUGUUUUGGCCCCCGAAAACGAACUGCAGAAGUCCCAUGACUACAACUCAGCCGCGUUAAGCGAGCACCAGUUGCGCGUUCAGGCAUCGCUUCAGCGGCUUAACAUACCCGACUGGUUUCGUCAGUUCAAUAAGGAGUCCGGCCAGGUGCUAGAUGGUGCCAAUGCCGUCCCGGGUACAACACCGGGUGGAUACCGACCUGGCAAUUUCACCCGCAAGCGCACACAGGAGUCGGGACGCUGGCAGGGUCUCAACUCGAAGACGACCUCUCUCAGCUCGCUGGGAUCACAGCGCUCUGACCGGAGUCCUCUGCUGAUGAGUCCUUCGGCGCACAGUCACCACGGCGGCCAGAGCGCCUAUGCAUGUGGCUCGGGUGGGGCGCGCGGAGCGGCACCCAGUCACAACGGCGGGGGUGCCACGCGAUGGUCCACCUCGCACCUGAAUGCCACUUCGACGUCGCCCAGUGUCUCUCAGCGCGGAAGCUUUGCACGAGGAGCUCCCAUUAAUAGUAGCUUCAUAUCAGUGGCCAGCAGCAGCGGCGUGUUGCGCAAUUCCUACCGACAGCCUUACCUGGGCUGGCGCAGCUCGGAAAAACUGUCCCAGCGGACUCCCCACGAACGCCUGGCCAACUCGCUGCUGGCACAGCGCGCAACCACGUCUCCCACAUCUACCCCUUCGACACCCAAAGGAACUCGACUGCUGCAGUCUGAAACGCCAGAUAUUCAGAGCUCCAUCAAGGAGGUGACUUCCGCCAUCGUUCACUACGUGAAUGACCAGCAGCAGUCCCAGCAUCAGCGCAGUCGCUCAGCCAGUCCGAACUCGAGGAAGUGUUGGCUUGAGAGCAGCUUUGUGGGCACUCGACCUCUGGACUCGCCGCAGACACCAGUAAUUGACAACAGCCCCCCCGAGUCCGCCCGCGGCCAACAGCAGCUCCACCAGAUCCACCAUCUGCACCUAGAUGCUACUCUAUCACCAGCAGUCGCCUCCGGUCAGCCGCCACUUCGCAUGAACGGACUUAGUCGUAUCGGCGGCGGUGGCGCGCCUGAACGGUCGUUAAGCAGCGCCUCGCUAGAAGAUGUCCUAGCCUCGCUUUUAGGAUUGCCCACUACCUCCAUAUCCAGCCAGAACAGCAAUAACUGCAACAACCACAGAGCCAAAGCCGCUUCAGAGACCUCAGAAGCAGACGCAGCUAGUCGUCAGCAGCUGGAUGUGCAAUUGAUGGACGAGCAGCAGAGAAUACGUCGUUAUAGCGAGGGCGACGCCCCCAACAGAAAGAAAACUGCCAAGGACCAAUCGCACUCACAGUCCAAUUGCCAGUCAGCUGGAGCGAAAACUGAUGGACAGCGAGAUGCCCCAGAAAGAAGCCGUCGGGUCUCGGCGGCCGACUCCGCGUCGGUCAAAACACAGCCGGAAGUGGAAAACGGAGGCAAGCUCAAUGGGGAAAAUAAAGAGGGAUCGGGACAACAGAUCCGCUGCCGGAACACAAAGUGCAGCCAAAGUGCCUCUCCGGGCGAUGCAAGGAAGCUUUACAAGUCAUGCCACAACUGCACCCAUCUAUACUGCUCGCGGGAGUGCCGACGAGCCCACUGGGAGAAGCACCGGAAGGCGUGUCUGCACUCUCGCGCGUCCAACCUGUGCCGCCAGGUGCUGGCCACCUGCAAGGACGACCCUGACUCACAGCGCCACCUCAGUCUCCUGGCGCGGAAGGGCAGCAUCUCCCAAGGACGGGGCGUUGUGCGGGUGCUCUUUCGCAGCGCCGAGGCGGCAGAGGGCUUCAUUAAGAAGGGAUUCCAGUGCAUGGGGGAGGCCUCCUUCGUGCGCUGGCCCGACCUUAUGCCCGCAGAGAUGGGUCUGGAGCUGUACUCAGAGCUCCUCAAACUCAGCACGGAGUACAAGCCGGAAACAAAGAUGCUGAUCUACGUGGCGAUUUGCGUGGUGUCCGAGGCGCCGGGCAUGGGCCAGGCACCUGUGCGCUGGGAGCGCCAGCUGGUCAGUCGCUGCGCCAAACUCAAGCUCUGCAAGCCGGUGCUGGCCGAGCUGGAGAAAACACAAUCGGCUCUCCAGCAGCCGGUGUUGGUAGCUCCAGUGCCGGAGCGUACGGAAAUCCUGAUUCUCACGUUCAACCCCGGGCAGCGCUCGUUGUGCGGCAACCGUGAGCGGAUCCUGUCCAACAUUGUGGACAUCCUGUCCAGGCGCGGCGUCAUGCUGCGCAAGCACUACCCGGAGGUCUUUCAGCGCCUGCAGACCUACACGGAGGGCCAGAGUGACAAGUUCAGCCCGGUGACGCUGCAUCCGCGGGACUCGCAGACCGGCGAAAGCUUUGUUUGCAUUAUUAUGCCAGUCUACACGGACAGCGAGUUCAUCAAGCUCCCUUCAGCGGCUGAGAGCGGCAAUAGGGUGAACACCAUCGACGUGGGAACUCCAGCGGCUCUUGCCCACCUGGAGAGUUGAUCAAGGGCCGGCGAAAACAAUUGCAGCUACAGCAAAAAACAUCAGAGUGGGGACUGCUCGCUGCUUCACAAAUACGCUUUGGGAUGUGGCAUGGAGAGUACCCGAAUGUGACGCAUUUUCUUACCCAUGUUCUUUAAAAACUUCAAAAACUUCA
Molecule: messenger RNA, 7285 nt
Organism: Drosophila ficusphila
Lineage: Eukaryota; Metazoa; Arthropoda; Insecta; Diptera; Drosophilidae
Biological process (GO): cell-cell junction organization
Cellular component (GO): plasma membrane; apical junction complex
Source: RefSeq, a predicted model, not a curated record